CGGGCGGGCGGCCCCCCCGGCCCUUCUUUCCCUCGCCCUCGCCCCUUCCUUCCCGCUCGCCCCUGAUCUUUAAUGCAUACAUUCCCCGGCGCGGCGCGGCUCGCCCUAAUCCUCUGGGCUCAGGGGCCCGUGGGGGCCCCGUCCCCCCCAGGCGCGGCGGCUUUAUAAGCGGCCCCGCGGCGCGGCCCCGCACUGCCGCCAUGGCCUCGGGCCUCAAGGAGCGCAGGGUGAGCGCCGGGCCGCCCGCACCGCGCGCCCCGAGGGUACCCACCGCGGCCCGUGACGCGCCGCCUGUUUUGCAGAGGACGCCCGUGUCCCACAAAGUGAUCGAGAAGCGGCGGCGGGACCGCAUCAACCGGUGCCUGGCGGAGCUGGGCCGCACCGUGCCGCUGGCGCUGGCCAAGCAGGGCUCGGGCAAGCUGGAGAAGGCGGAGAUCCUGGAGAUGACGGUGCAGUACCUGCGGGCGCUGCACUCAGCCGACUUCCCCCGCGGCAGGGAGAAGGAGCUGCUCUCCGAGUUCGCCAACUACUUCCACUACGGCUACCACGAGUGCAUGAAGAACCUGGUGCACUACCUGACCACGGUGGAGCGGAUGGAGACCAAGGAUACCAAGUACGCCCGCAUCCUCGCCUUCCUGCAGUCCAAGGCGCGCUUCGCCGCCGAGCCGCUCCUCGCCGCGCAGCCGGAGCCCGACGCCGCCUUCCCGCCGCCCCCUGAGCGCCCGCCGGGCCCCCCUGAGCCCUUCCCGUGGCCGUACGGCCCCCUGCCCGCCCCCGCGGCCCUGGGCGGCCCCGGGCAGCAGCGCACCGCCUUCCUCCCGUCCGCGCAGGGCCUGGAGCGCCGUUACCUCGGCUUGCUGGGCCCGCCGCCCCCCGGCGCCUUCGGGCUGCCGCCCGGCCAACACCCUCCCGCCGUGCUAUAGGGCCGCGGCGCCGCGGACUCCGCCUGGAUGGCGCCGGAAGAAAGCUACGGGCGCGGCCCCGCGUGUCUCGUGGGAAGCUUUCUCGGCUUCCCCCGGCACGGAGCAACGGGGCGCGGCGCCUCGCCCCGCACUGGGCACGCACCGCCCGCGCCGCGGCCCGGUACGGGGCCCGAGGCGGUG
Messenger RNA from Lagopus muta (rock ptarmigan), 1103 nucleotides. RefSeq names its product helt bHLH transcription factor (gene HELT). The transcript has 3 exons. NCBI's taxonomy places the organism in Eukaryota, Metazoa, Chordata, Aves, Galliformes, Phasianidae. Gene Ontology annotation, molecular function: RNA polymerase II cis-regulatory region sequence-specific DNA binding; protein dimerization activity; DNA-binding transcription factor activity, RNA polymerase II-specific. The record is from RefSeq and is a predicted model, not a curated record. Gene Ontology annotation, cellular component: nucleus. The coding region runs from base 201 to 923 and encodes 240 amino acids. Gene Ontology annotation, biological process: anterior/posterior pattern specification; regulation of neurogenesis; regulation of transcription by RNA polymerase II.